Molecule: messenger RNA, 2078 nt
Organism: Saccostrea cuccullata (small rock oyster)
Lineage: Eukaryota; Metazoa; Mollusca; Bivalvia; Ostreida; Ostreidae
Product: ubiquinol-cytochrome-c reductase complex assembly factor 1-like
Exons: 10
Coding region: 89-1003 (304 amino acids)
Biological process (GO): mitochondrial respiratory chain complex III assembly
Cellular component (GO): mitochondrion
Source: RefSeq, a predicted model, not a curated record
UUCUGAUUACGAAAUUUGUUACAAAACUUGAAGAUCACUCGGCCUGACUCGCCACUCGGCGCUUUUGUUGCUUGUUAGUUUAUGCAAAAUGUCUCGUUGUGUUUUAGCAAGAUGUUACCAUUGUUUUAGUAAAUCAAUUCUACCGAAGAAUGAAUUGGUUGCAGACAGGCUAGCAAAAGUGAGGCAUUUUUCCAAUCUAUCAACAAGUGAGAAGGCCACAAUUCUGUCUGUUACAACACAUAGAAAUGCAGGAGCUCAAGUUAAAGCACCAAUCACAAUAAUGCAGCAAAGAGGAAUGUCUAGUAAAACAGGAGAGACACAUGAGGAGAGAACUGCUCCAUCACUUCUGGGAAGAAUGAUGCUCAGUUUAAAGUCAGUGUUUUCUUCACAAGAAAUGGAGACCAUGUUACCAAUACAGAAUUUACAAGUAGGAGGGACUGUUUUGGUCUUGUCAAUAUCUGACAAUGUUUCGUAUGAAGAGAUCUUUGAAAUGGCCAGAUUAGAUGACAGCUUCUAUUCUUUCUAUAAAGUGCUAGAACUUCACUUAUGGAUGAUGCUUCAGCGUUUGCAGAGAGACGGUAAUGAUGGUAUAGUGGCGGGGAUGGCUCUAGUGAGUGCCAUGUGGUCAGACUUGGAACCACGCAUUAAAAUGGCUGGGGCCCAGAUGAAACAGAAGAAAGACAGCCUUCUUUACUUUAAUGAUCACUUCCAGUCUGCCAUGAUUAGGUAUGAUGAGGCACUGUUAGUUGGAACAGAUAUUGCCCUUGCUCAUGCUUUGUGGUUGAAUAUUUAUGAUGCUAAAGACUGUGAUCCUAGGUGUUUGGAGUUCAUGGUGGAAUACACCAGGAAACAGAUGCACUACCUCCAAUCUAUUGACAGUAAAGUACUUCUCUGUGGAGGACAGUUUUCAUUUUUACCUUUAGAAGUGGACGAGGAAACCAGGAAAAAGACAGAGGAAAGACAGUACAAGAUACCCAGACACACAAGGAAGAUUGAUUUUUAGAAUUCCCUGAGAUUUUUUCAGACUGUAAGAAGAUAAGUAUUACAGAAACUGCCACAUGUAGAAACUUGUCGAAAAUUGAGUCAUUGUAAAUUAUAGAGAUAAUAAUGAAAAUGAAUGAUGAAUGUCUUGUUGUUGAAUGAUAGAUAUUGAGUUAUUAUGUCGGAGAUUUGAAUUUUUUUUUUUGUAAAAUAGAGUUAUAAUGAUCCUGAAAAACAAAGACUUGAUCACUUUCUUACACAAAAAUUACAUGUAUUUGGCUAGUGUGUAAUGAUGCCCCAUAAAAUAAAUGAUAUAGAUCAAGAGUCUGUGUGAAUGGACAUUGUUUUUAUCUUUGUGGAGAGAGAGACCUAUUAACAUUGUAAGGAAGGCUUUGUUACUGUGUUAUAAUUGAUACUGUGUGAUAGACCCCUAGCACAUGUAGCUUUUCAUAGAGACAAAGUAAUUUUUUAUAACCCUGAAAUGUUAUGUACUUCACAGGAAUGCUAGGUUUGAUUUUAUUGAAAUGGAAACCAAUUUAAUUUAUGUAUUUCUUGAGUUACAGAUAUUACUUAAAAUGUUCAAAAUACAGCAACAAUUAUAUCUGUGCAAACUACAACUACAACUGGGAUUUAAAAAAAAUAAAUUUUUGUGUGUUUUAAUCAGAGACAAACUACAGAUAAAAACUACAUGUAAUUCUGUUUUUAAAAUAUUAACAGAAAGAACACUGACUGAAUGCUCAAAUAAGAUAAUAGAACAUUUUCAGGGACUGUAGUGUUUGUGAUGAAAACAGAGCAAGAUAAGAUUGCCUGUGAUAAACGCUGAGUAAAUGUGUAAUAAUGACAUUGUGUGACCUGAAGUAGGUGUAUGUAAGUGAUAUUUUGACUGCUGUGUAGUGACUGAGCUGGGCAUCAGCAUCUGGAGUCUUUGACCUUAAAAUGCCUUACAGCAAUGCUGCCAGAUUACUUUGACAGAUAUAUUUACAGGUGCAUGCAAAUUUAUUGUGAAUACGUAGCUGUACAAAGAUUGGAUCUGAAGGAAUUUUGUCAGCAUUUGUUGUUUUUUUUUUUUUCAAUAAAUUAUUGUUUUCUUAUUCAAA